This is a messenger RNA of Vigna angularis (adzuki bean), 832 nucleotides long. RefSeq names its product non-specific lipid transfer protein GPI-anchored 20. The record is from RefSeq and is a predicted model, not a curated record. Gene Ontology annotation, biological process: lipid transport. NCBI's taxonomy places the organism in Eukaryota, Viridiplantae, Streptophyta, Magnoliopsida, Fabales, Fabaceae. The transcript is spliced from 5 exons. The coding region runs from base 25 to 654 and encodes 209 amino acids. Gene Ontology annotation, molecular function: lipid binding.
AGAUUCUAAACUUACAACAUACCAAUGCUACCUACUCCAACUCUUCGCAUUUUUCAUUUAUUGCACAAACCCCAAAACACCAAAAGAAUGGAGCGUUUUGUGUGCCUAACUGUAGUAUUAGCCAUGGUGAUGAUAGCUGCACCAGCCAAAGCUCAGGUCACCACGCCAUGCAGCGCAUCAAUGAUAAACAGUGUGUUCAACCCUUGUAUGAAUUUCCUCACAAAUAGUAGUGCCAAUGGCACUUCACCUACUUCUGAGUGCUGCAAUUCCAUCAAGUCCCUCACAAGUACUGGCAUGGACUGUUUGUGUCUCAUUGUCACCGGCAAUGUCCCCUUUAGAAUACCAAUCAACCGAACCUUGGCCAUCUCUCUUCCUCGUGCUUGCAACAUGCCUCGUCUUCCACUUCAGUGCAAAACCUCAGGUUCACCACUUCCAGCUCCAGGACCAUCUCUUUCUCCAUCUCUUAGUCCUCAAGCUUCCGUCAUACUUCCUUCACCUUCCUUGGCACCAGUGUCUGACACAAACCCUCCUUUGACUCCAUCAUCUCCAACUACUGGAAGUGGACGCUCUGAUCUCACUCCAUCAUCUGCUGUUUCAUCUAACCGCUUCCUACCUUCAGCUGUAUUAAUUGCAUUAGGAUUUGCUGUUCUUUAAGCACUACUAGGUUGUUGCGUUCGAUUUUUAUCAGAUUGUUGCAGACCCACAUUGGGAGAGUAUUUACCAAAUGAAAAGCAUUUCAUGUUUGUUUUGUAAUGUAUAUGAAUGCAUGGAUAACAAAUUACUGCUACUUUUUAUUACAUCUAAUGACCAACAGUUCCAUCCGUUAAUCCAA